CUUUGUGGACCUGAGUAUCAAUUUACGAUGAGUACCGAAACCAUGCUGCUGGAUGAAGCCAUCGUGGCUGCGCUUCCAGUGUCAGCCGGUAGUAAGGUCACCUCGGUGACUCGACAUGGCGAAACAAAUUGGUCAACCGGGGUGAAGAUUGAUGUCACAACCGGAGAUGAAACCAAAAGCUUCUUCGCAAAACUGAUCGAGCGCGAAGACUACGUCCCCAUGGCCAAAGCCGAAUACGAAGGCCAAAAGACCAUCUCCGCCAUUAUUCCAGACCACGCCAUAACCCCCAUCGCCUGGGGCCACUACGCAAACGACCACACCAAAGCCUGGUUCCUAACCCACUUCCGGCCCCUCAAACCCUUCCACCCCGACGACGAAUCCAUCUCGGAGCUCCUCACAAUUCUCAAAACCCUCCACCACGCCUCCACCUUCCCAACAGGCGACUUCGGCUUCCACACAACCUCCUUCUUCGGCCCGCCGCCGAUGGUCGUCGACUGGACGGCGGACUGGGCGCAGUUCUGGGGGCGGGAGCUGCGGUCGUCACUGGCAUACGCGCAGCGGAUGCGGGGCACCGACGCCGAGCUGCAGGAGCUCGGCGAGCGGUUUCUGGACGGCGUCGUGCCGCGGCUGCUGGUGCCGCUGCAGACGGGCGGGCGGGCCAUACGGGCGGGCCUGUGUCAUGGGGAUCUGUGGGACGGGAAUAUCCAGGUGGACGCUGAGACGGGGCGCGUAGUGCUGUUUGAUCCAUGCCCGUUUUAUGGGCAUUGUGAGAUGGAUCUGCAGUGUGUGCGGGCGGAGUGGGGGGUGGUGAAUCAUGGGUUUGUGAAGACGUAUGCGUCGGAGCUGGGCAAGUCGGAGCCGGAGGCGGAUUUUGAGGACCGGGUUGCGUUGUAUGCCAUACGGAACGAUCUACUGACAGUAGGGAUGUAUGAGCACCGGGUUCAUUUAUUAGAGAGGGUCAAGGAAGAGAUGCGCAGGUUGCUUGUUAAACAUCCUGACGGUCUUUCGGGGUUCGAGGGUGACUUGACCCCAAGUAGAGAUUACGAGCCGGAGAGCGAUUCAACGCCGGGGGCUAAACUAUGAGGACGGUGGCGAGGUUACUUAGUGGCAAUCUGUAGCUAACACCUUGAACCUUGGAUCCGGCUUGAUCCCGCCUAGCUCAUGUCCGUUCCCGCAGCUUACAAGGUCCGAUGUGGCUCUUGUUUCAAAGGAUAAGCACAUCACAAUCUCGUCCUUUUGUCCCCUGUCUAUCUCGGUAUUUUAGUCGUUUCCCUGGGGGUUAAGGACGUACAAUAUCGCUCAUUUCCCUGUCGCCGGAGCAAAGACUUCGAUGUCUUCCCCGUCAUCCACCACCUCACUUCCACUCCACUUGUCACCAAUGUCUGAAGCGUCCAGACCCUCCACCACCACGUUCUCCAUAUCAACCCCCUCUCCCUCCUUCUCAUCACCAAGAGACUCCCCAAGCAUCGUCCCCC
Chaetomium fimeti is the source of this 1475-nucleotide messenger RNA. Its product is annotated as Fructosamine kinase-domain-containing protein. The transcript is spliced from 6 exons. Lineage: Eukaryota; Fungi; Ascomycota; Sordariomycetes; Sordariales; Chaetomiaceae. The record is from RefSeq and is a predicted model, not a curated record. Bases 28 to 1083 code for a protein of 351 amino acids.